AUGGACACUCAACGGUUCGAUAUGAGCAUCAAGCAGCCCAUUCCUAUGGCUGUUAAGUUUCCGUUGCUGCUGGUGGAAGACAAGGAGAUAGAGGGUUUCGACUUCGUUUCUCGGUAUCCAUCUCCGCCGCCUCCUACGCCCUGCAUCCCCCGGCGCAGGACGCCGAUGGAUGCGCAGCGGUAUGAUCCCUACAAGACCAUGCUCGCGGCCACAUCUCCGCCGCGCUACUCAUCCCCCGAGCCCGAGGACCCACUUAGCCACUCUAUUCUCCCCGAGUCCGUCGCAUUCCCGCUGCCACUGCCGCCGACCAGAGACGUGUACAGCGAGCUCCUGGAGUUCCGCUUCGGCGACCGCGACUCGGGGUCCAGUGAGGAGCUCACCUCCGACUCAGAGGACACCGUCACCCCGACCGACGAAACUGAUGUCCACGGCUUCACCACCACCUACUGUUUCACCGGCACGAGCGAAGAAGGCGACUUCCCCAUCGAGCGCACAAUCGUCCGCCCAGCGCCCACGCCCCGUUUCCGCGUGGACCUGACCCGAGCGCUCGCGUCGCUCGCCGCCCGCUCAGGCUCGACCACCACCCUGCGCACCGUCCCGAGCGUCUCGCAGCUUUCAGGCGCCUCGACACCGUCCUCCCCAGAGGACGACUACGACGGUCCGAUCGCGCCCCCGGCCUCUGCGGUCGCCUCCCGCCGCCCGUCGCUCGCCCCCCUCGCGCUCGGGGAGGUCACGAAGAGCCUGAAGCGAUUCGCGUCGCGCCUGGACCCGACGACCCCGGCCUACGAGCCGCGCGUGGACAGCGGUCACUUCGAGGAGGCGCUGGACCAGUGCGAAGACGCGUGGGCGCGCGCGGGGCGCGGCGAGCCGCUCGUUGAGGUGUUCCGAGUCGUGGCGCGGACGCGCAGGACGAGCGUCGAGGACCGGGUCAUGCCCGGGUUUGAUUACGAGGGCCGAUACGCCGUCAACUUCGGGGUCGGAGAUGUGGGCCAUCGCGGUGUGGGCAACUACGGGUAUUGAUGCUGGUCCCCGAUGUGUUCCGUGGCCGGCGCACCGCUCGCGAUCUGAGUGUGGCUCAGACGGCGCGAACUUCUUGUGGUUUCUCCGAUGCGCAUGGCACGGUGUGUUUCCGUGCUCUGCCGUCUCUCCACUCGAUUCCGUCGACGGGACUGAAGUCCCUGCACAGCCUU
Trametes versicolor FP-101664 SS1 is the source of this 1190-nucleotide messenger RNA. RefSeq lists its product as uncharacterized. The record is from RefSeq and is a predicted model, not a curated record. Lineage: Eukaryota; Fungi; Basidiomycota; Agaricomycetes; Polyporales; Polyporaceae. The coding region runs from base 1 to 1020 and encodes 339 amino acids. The transcript is spliced from 3 exons.